CGUCGCCAUUUUAACAGGAUCACAGAAAGGAGAUUGUCAGAUCAUUUUGAGUCAUUUAUAUACCCAGUUGUAUUUGGUUGGUUAGUUUAAAUCGAAGGCCUUCCCUGCAGUCUUUUUUGUGAUAGCUACAUUUGUACCACGUUUAAACUAGUUGUGUGUUGUACUUUCUUAACAUUUAAUUGCUAGUUCUUUCAGAAAAAUAGCAUUCGCAAUGCCGAGCCACCCGCUGCGCGUGGCGGUUGUGUGCUCGAGCAACCAGAACCGCAGCAUGGAAGCGCACAACAUCCUCAGGUAACAUUACUGGAAGAAAAAUAAACUACGACGACAUGCCACGAAGCCGCCACUUUUGAUUUUCAGCGGCCUGUUUUUUUACCUGGUUGAGAGCUCACCCUUUUCCACACGACAAUGCAGGCUUGCUACGCCGACCGCAGUCUGUUUGCGGCAAACGACGGGUCGACGCAUUUUAUUUCACUAAUAUGGCUAAUUUCCAGAUUAUAGAAGACCGAGAUGUAUACACUAGCGCGAGCCCAUAGCAAAUGAAUUGAUUCGAACGUUUGCAGAGCCUAUUUUGAUUGGGAUUAUGCUUAGAAUUCGAUUUCGCCUAAUGGCACCAAAAUAUGUAUACUUUUUCAUUUUACCACUACAAUUUGUUGUUGGGACGAAACUGAACAAUAACAACGUGUAGAAAGUAAACAUCCACACCUCGAUGGUGUCAACUGUGCUAUGUCUGCAUAAAGAGGAAGUAGGGGGAAAAAUGGCAACUUCUAUUUCUGGUCUAGCGAACGAUGAAAACGGAGUACGCUGUCCAGCCUUACAUAAUUAUAAAUAUGAGAUUGUCGUGAUUAAAUUUGUGUCCUACUUGGAAGAAAAAAAAUAUAUACACAUUGCGAAAUAUACCAACAUGCCUCUCCAUAGGAAAACAAUGUGGGGAGUUCAGCGUUCCAAGGACAAAAAGUAUUUCGGGGCUAGCGUUUGACGACAACGAAGUACGGUGCCCAGCUUUACAUAGUUAGAGGAGACUCUCAUUAUUAAAAUGCUGACCGACUUGAAAAAAUCAAAAUAUACACAUUGCGAGAUAUUUGGCGAAAUACACAGACAUACCUAUAUUUCCCUUUAGGAAACAAUGGGACGAACUCAGAGUUCCAUGAGUAUUUUUGUUGUUGUUGACGUUUUAACUAUUAGCAAUUAGUUCAACCUGGGCAGGUCUCAUUGCCAACAAUAGCGAAGCAGGCAUUGUGACGUAGAGCAAUGGGCUGGGAAUUAAACAUUCGGAAGGCGAGUUGGUGUUCAAUGGAACUAAUAGGAGCUGGCAGGGUGAAAAAAUCCCUAAAAUAAGGCCUUUUUUUUUUCGUGAUUAAAACUACGGCAAGCAGCUGGGACAUUUGGUAAUAUUAUGAAACUGGCCUCCAUGGCGGAUGCAAUGAACUAGUUUUUAUCCGAAAAAAAGCGUUUCAUGUGUCCAGCCUACCGGAAGUAGGACAUGUUUAACUCCGUGCAGUGGCCGUCGGCAUAGCCGUCAGUCACUAGUUGGAAGUAACUAGAACAAACUGGCUAGAACUAGGUAGGCAACGAACCAGUCAACUACCUGAAAUUAUACAAAUAUGGUGGGGAAAAAAUAGUUAGACCUGCCAUGCAUCACCUAAAACUUACUUUCAGGUUCUGGAUUAUUCCAUGAAAGGAUCAUAAAGCAAUUGUCACUCAACAGCCUCAGCGUUCAAAAUGGAUCAGCUUUUUAGGCAGGGUAACACUAAACGAAUACAUCUUAGACUAAUUUGUCAUUUUACUGAGUAAAAAAAACAGAUGGAAAAUCUCCAUGCAUGGAAAGGAAGGUAAGGAGAGCCUAUUGGGGAAUUACAGGAGAUUCCUGCAGUAUGGCUCUUGAGAUGAGAUCCACUCAUUUCCCCUGCUGUAGUCUGUAUACUUUUUGCCUUGUAUGUGCAGGUCUGAAAGUAACCAUAUUUUCCCCCUUCAUUCUCUAUCUCUUUCUGUCUCUACAGCAAGCGAGGCUUUGACGUGCGCUCUUUUGGGACAGGGUCUCAUGUGAAGCUACCUGGUCCUGCACCGGACAAGCCCAAUGUGUAUGACUUCAAAACCACUUAUGAACAGAUGUACAACGACCUGGUCCGCAAGGACAAGGAGCUGUAUCCCCUGCACUCUUGCAUUCACACACACCUUGAACACAGCCCUAUCUCUUCCAUGUUUCUUUUCUCCAGUGAGUUAUUCUCUUAAUAUUCACUGGAAAAUAUACCAAAUUAGAUGUAUGAAAAUAUUAAGGGUCACUGAACAUGGAGGUGCAUGUUAUAGUUUGUGAUUCUUGGGUGAUUUUGUAGGAAAGGAUGGCCUUCACUAACCUGAUCCCAGAUCUGUUUGUGCUCUUACAAAUGCUGUUGCUGCACUUGUUGAGACAAACAUUGGCAUGACAUGGAGUUGGCAUGAUGGCACAUACAGACUGGCACUCAGGCUAGUCCUCUCAUCUAUUUGUGUGAGAUUUAUCACAUGCUGUCACAUAUUGCUUUUUCUAACAAUGAGUGGUGUGCAUAAAAUAUUUCACUUUCAACAGGUUCAUGUGAACAAGUAACCAUUUACCCUCUAUAACCAGGUAGGUUGUUUCUGGGCCCAGAAACUAGGUCUAGUGAACAUAUCCCAGUCUUUCCAUUUCAGGACCAAGAUGUAGACUAUAAACAAAACAGAAAAGCUAUGUAUUUGACCUAACUAGUAGUCUGUAGUUUUUGAAUCUUGCAUUGUAAAUUGUGAACAUUCUUUCCUUCUGUUCUGUAUUAGUAUAUGCUUUCACAUGUAAAUAAUUGGACCCCCUCCACUACAGGGCUCUCAACCACACACUCCUCAGAAAAUACAUUUGCCAUUGGAGCCAAGUUCUUACCUUUUGAAAAGGCAUAAAUUCAUAUGACAACUCUAGAGCCCACAUGGUCCAACCUUAAAUGAACUCCUACCUCAACACUUGAGAUCUGAAUAAAUUGGAUAGGUGUAAGCAGGAAGGUGAACAUUGGAGCUAUUACCAUAUUGUAGAUGCCUAUAAAAUCCUUUCAGAUCUACUCAAGUGCAUGGCAGGGUAGGGGCUACCAAUCAAUUUGGGAUUGAGCAUAAGACUGAAGUAUUUGAUACAGUUCUGUGUUAGAAGGCAUGCUCGCUAGUGUUUUGGGGUGAGUGUGGUUAAAUAUGUAUUUAAAUAUACCCGCCAAAAUGUUUUCCCACAAAGAUUCUAUCUGCAUGCAUGUAAAAAGAAAGGGGAUAUAUAUGAAUUGUUAGUGGGAGCACCAUAAGACUCCUUUCACUUCCCAAGUCCCUAUUCUGGGAGUGUACAAGAGUUGACUCCCAUCCUUACAAUGCAGGCAAGGAUUGGAGAUCAUUUCUGUAAUAUUUUCUUGACUAUUAAUCUUGCUCUUUGUUCCAAAAAAUUGCAUAUUUUCUCCAAAUGUAAAAUUAUUAGAUAAGGAAGGUGAGUUUAUCUAGAAUAUUGCACCGAUAGUUCAUAUUAUUAGAUGCCAGUUACAAUAGUUAUUAGAGGAUAUAAUUUAAAGUUAUUAGAAGCUUCCAAAGAUCAAAUGUUUUUCAUAUGUGUUUUGGCCUCUAGAGGGCGUUGUCUAACUGACACAUUGUUUCAUAUAUUUUCAUAGAUCCCUUAAUAUUUGAGGUCUUGUGUGUUCCUCGUCUUGCUGUGUUCCUUGACCCUCAGCACCUCAGAUACACACAGAACGGAAUCCUGCACAUGCUGGACCGCAACAAGCGGAUUAAGUCCCGACCGGAACGCUUCCAGAGCUGUAAGGACCAGUUUGACCUGGUCAUCACCUGUGAGGAGAGGGUCUACGACCAAGUGCUGGAGGGUGAGGGGACCGGCGACAGAAGGGGGGGGGGGGGGCUUCUUGUAUCAAGUUAUUAACUAUUAUAACUGGGGUUUAAUGCAUGUGAAAUGCAACAGAAAUAGUGAAUACACUUCCAAUAGAGCAUGCAUAACUACAAAGUUAGUCAAGAGCUAGGCCACUCUGGCUACAUGUUGAUCAACGAUCACUACUCUCCCCAAUCUCUCCCACUCAGACCUGAGCUCUCGGGAGCAGGAGACCUUCACGCCGGUUCACGUCAUCAACGUGGACAUCCAGGACAACCACGAGGAGGCCACACUGGGGGCUUUCCUCAUCUGUGAGCUGUGUCAGUGUGUGAGUGUGUCUGCCUGACCAUAAGGAACUACAAUCACACAGUUACUUUGUCAUAGGGAAUACCAGCUUUUGUUAUAGGACACAUUAUGUAAUGGGGAGUCAAAGACUCUGUGCUCCUGGGGUACAUAGUGGUCUUUUUUUCUACAGUGUUGAAUGAGCUCUGCUAGAUACAUGAUGUUGGUGACAUACAUGUAAUUGAAGAUGGUACACAGAGCAUUUUGUGGCGUUGGGAUGAUUGUGUUGAGAGAUAGUAAUGGUGCAUGAGUCUCUGUGAUUCUGUCAAACUGGGACUUAAAUUGUAUUUGAUGCAUUUGCCUUGCCUAGUGUAGCAGGUGUUGUGUACCUGACUGUCCCUUCUCCCCAUCUCAGAUCCAGCACACCGAUGACAUGGAGAACGAGAUGGACGAGCUACUGCAGGAGUUUGAGGACAAGAGCAACAGGCCUUUCCUCCACACGGUCUGCUUCUACUGAUGCCCCUGCUACCAAAUCUGCAAUAUCAUAUGCCCCCCUGACCAAACAUGCACGUUUAUACACAGACUCAUGCACACUUCCAUAUGCACUUACUGAUUACCGUUCACACACACACAUACACACACAGACAUACACAAUCCUCCGUCUCUGCUGUUGGUCAGGGCUGAGGGUAAAGGGAUGGAUGCUCUCUGCUUUCUCUAUUAAAUGGACAGGCUCAUCCCUCCUGCUCUGCCUUUCCUCCUCAGGGCCAAGGUGGGCCCAAGGUCCUCCCCCCAUCCUACAGUGAAACCACUGACCCGCCUCCCCACAAAGAGAAAUUCCCUUUUUGUCAAACACAUCCUCCUCCACCUCUAAAGGAGGAUUUUUUUUCUUCCAAGUGUUGCACAUUGAUGCUGAUUGCAGAGCAACAUUGAUUUGAGUUCCUUUUAAAGAAUGGUUAUACUUUUUUUUUAUUAAGUAUGAUUUGUCACAUUUACUCUUGAUUGUGGAGAGUAGUAGUGUUUACGGGAUAGAGUGGAGACGGGUUAGGCAUGAAUGUGUUUCAGUGUGUGACUGUAUCUGAGUGUGUACCAGUAGUUAAUUAGGAAUUCAUUUAAAUAGGGGGCUGUAUAAUGAACAACCAAAUAGAGACCACAAGGUUCUCAUUUUGCCCUCUUCAUUUCCAUUAUGUAUGAUUCAUAUUUAAAAACAGAAGAUUUGCUACCUUUUUCAGGGAGUAAUAUUUUUUUCUUUUGUAAACAGAAAAGAAUGAAAACGUUGUAAUUAUUUGCAAGCUGAGAACUCAGUCCAUAGUGCCUGAAUAUUUCUGUAUGUACAUAUGAACCCAAUAAAUGAAUAAACAUGUCUAGAAAAAC
Molecule: messenger RNA, 5497 nt
Organism: Coregonus sp. 'balchen'
Lineage: Eukaryota; Metazoa; Chordata; Actinopteri; Salmoniformes; Salmonidae
Source: the annotation of a GenBank genome assembly